This is a messenger RNA of Aspergillus calidoustus, 348 nucleotides long. Lineage: Eukaryota; Fungi; Ascomycota; Eurotiomycetes; Eurotiales; Aspergillaceae. The record is from the annotation of a GenBank genome assembly.
AUGAUUUACGUUAUGCUCAAUGAGAUGGUUUUUCGCGUCCUUGACAACCAGCUUCACGCGUCAGACACCUGGCGCUAUGUUCUCCAGAGGCAUUUAUCUUACUUUGCCGACGAGGAGGGCCUCGCUGGACUGUUGAAGCAUAUUGGGGAAGAUAAUCCUUUUCACGAGCGUUUGAUCGAACUUGCCAGCGACUUCACUUCAGAGAACCCUAGACAACCUUUCGGAUCUUGGACGUAUGGGGAGUCAGAAUUCAGAGACCUCGUGGGCAAGAUGACGAACCUAGAUCCAACGAGAAGGAUCACCGCCAGACAGGCGCUUGAACACCCUUGGUUCAAGCAAGCCAUUUAA